Messenger RNA from Sesamum indicum (sesame), 4246 nucleotides. It is a transcript of the gene PKDM7D, whose product is annotated as Transcription factor jumonji (jmj) family protein / zinc finger (C5HC2 type) family protein. Gene Ontology annotation, biological process: regulation of gene expression; chromatin remodeling. NCBI's taxonomy places the organism in Eukaryota, Viridiplantae, Streptophyta, Magnoliopsida, Lamiales, Pedaliaceae. Gene Ontology annotation, cellular component: nucleus; chromatin. Gene Ontology annotation, molecular function: histone H3K4me/H3K4me2/H3K4me3 demethylase activity. The record is from RefSeq and is a predicted model, not a curated record.
AACCCCAAAGUGAAAAAGAAAGUUGAAAUAGGGUUCUUGGAUUGGGGGUUUUUUUCCCCUAUUUCUGUUUAACUUUUAUGUUGUGUUAUUGGAUAAAUGAAUUUUGUUUUAUUUUUUCAAGAUAUUGGAACUUUCUUCUUCCCAUAAUUUGAAAAAUAGCAAUUGCUGUGGUGGAGGGUUUGGCGGUCUGAGCAGCUAUAGAUCAAAAGGAAUCUAAAUCCUUCAGUCAGAAUCUUUGUAAUGGGCACAGAACUUGUUGGACCUUGUGUCAAAGAAGAUAGCAUGGAAAUUCCCUCAAUUCCUCCUGGUUUUGAGUCACUUGUGCCCUUCAAUCUAAAGAGGACAGAGGAUAAUCAAGUUAGUGGUUACUCGAGCUCUGCUAGUGCUGUUGAAUCACUAACAGUCAAGUUGGAGAAAGAGGUUGAUUCUAAUGACGACUCAAAAACCGUGAAAUCCCUUAGGCGUAGGCUCGGAAUAAAGUACAACCAGUUCGAUAACAGUUCAGGUGAUGAACACGAGUCUGAGCAGCAUAUGUUUUUGAGGCACCAGCUCCCAAAAGGGGUUGUUCGUGGGUGUGAAGCCUGUAGCAACUGUCAGAAGGUAACUGCAAAAUGGCAUCCAGAAGAAGCUCGCCGGCCCGAUAUUGAGGAGGCUCCCGUCUUCUAUCCUUCUGAAGAGGAGUUUGAAGACACCUUAAAGUACAUUUCAAGCAUACGCGCUAAAGCAGAAACAUAUGGGAUCUGCCGCAUAGUACCACCUCCUUCUUGGAAACCUCCUUGUCCUUUGAAGGAGAGGAAUAUUUGGGAGAACUCGAAGUUCACAACUCGUAUCCAGCGAAUUGACAAGCUUCAAAAUCGGAAUUCAAUGAAAAAGAUAUUGCCAACCAAUCAUAACAAGAGGAGGAAAAAGAGAAGAUGCAUGAAAGGCGGAGUUGAUAAUGAAAAUAGUAAUGAGGAAAUCAAAACUGCAUGUGUAGUUGGAGUGUAUGAGGCUGAGAGGUUUGGCUUUGAACCUGGUCCAGAGUUUACUCUGGAUACAUUUCAGAAGUAUGCUAAUGAUUUUAAGGCCCAGUAUUUUAGUAGAAACAAGAAUUUUUCAGACCCAGGAUGUAACAGCAUGAUGGUUGAGGAGCAGUGGCAGCCUUCAGUAGAGAAUAUUGAGGGAGAAUAUUGGCGGAUGGUGGAGAAACCAACAGAAGAAAUCGAGGUGCUUUAUGGGGCUGAUCUGGAAACUGGAGUAUUUGGCAGUGGCUUUCCUAAAAAUGCUCAGCAAGUUCAUUCAGCUUCUGACAUAAAGUAUAUUAACUCUGGCUGGAACUUGAAUAACUUCCCCAGGCUUCCUGGUUCUGUUCUGUCAUUUGAAGACAGUGAUAUAUCAGGUGUGCUAGUUCCUUGGCUGUACAUAGGAAUGUGCUUUUCUUCAUUUUGUUGGCAUGUUGAGGAUCAUCACUUGUACUCAUUGAAUUACAUGCACUGGGGGGAUCCAAAGAUGUGGUAUGGUGUUCCAGGAUCAGAUGCCCUGAAACUGGAGGCGGCUAUGAGGAAACAUCUUCCAGACCUCUUUGAAGAACAGCCUGACUUGCUUCAUAAGCUUGUCACACAACUUUCUCCCUCAAUUCUAAAAUCUGAGGGUGUGCCUGUUUAUCGAUGUGUUCAGAAUCCUGGGGAAUUUGUCCUGACCUUCCCUCGAGCUUAUCAUGCUGGAUUUAACUGCGGUUUUAAUUGUGCUGAAGCAGUUAAUGUUGCUCCUGUUGAUUGGUUGCCACAUGGACAGAAUGCUAUUCAGCUCUAUCGUGAGCAAGGCCGAAAAACUUCCAUUUCACAUGAUAAACUGUUGCUUGGUGCUGCUAGAGAAGCUGUGAAAGCAAAUUGGGAAUAUAAUUUACUAAGAAAGUCCACGUCUAACAAUUUAAGAUGGAAGGAUGUUUGUGGAAAGGAGGGGAUCUUAUCAAAAGCACUCAAGACUCGUGUUGAGAUGGAGCGAUCGCAGAGGGAAUUCCUUUGCAAAUCCUCACAGGCACUGAAGAUGGAGAGCUCCUUUGAUGCUAAUAGUGAGAGGGAAUGCAGCAUAUGCCUUUUUGAUCUGCAUCUAUCAGCAGCAGGUUGCCACCACUGUUCACCUGAUAAAUAUGCAUGCUUGCACCACGCAAAACAGUUAUGCUCCUGUUCCUGGGGUGCUAAGUUUUUCCUUUUUCGUUAUGACAUCAAUGAAUUAAACAUUUUGGUUGAGGCUUUGGAGGGGAAACUGAGUGCAGUAUAUCGAUGGGCUAGGCUUGAUCUUGGACUUGCUCUAAGUUCUUAUGUUUCCAGAGACAAUAUGCAGAUUCCUGGGCUCCUAGGUAAAUUAUCGUAUGGCUCCCAAGUAGCUCCAAGUGACAUGAGUUCACUGCCUAUUGUUGUUUCCUCAAAAGAGCAGAAAGGGCAACCAGAUGGGAGUCUUCUGAAUCCUACAAAGUAUUCUGGAGGGCCAAACUCUUCCCAGAAGCUGAAGUCACCUGUGGUGGUAUUGGCUCUGGAAAACAUGAAGGCAUCAUCAAACUUACUUUCCCAGAAAGUUGAGGUUGCAAAACAUUGUCUGCCAUGCAAAAAAGAUAACUUUUUACAGUCAGCUCCCAGAUAUAAAGCUUCAUUAUGUCAACUUUCUCAAGUCAAUGAUCUCAAGCCACCAUGUAAAGAAAAUUUAGCGUCAGAGAAACCUGAAGGGAACCAGUUAUCAUAUCCUGGAAACAAAGAUGUCAUCCUCCUGAGUGAUGAUGAGGGAGAUCAACCUAGCAAAGAACCUUCUGUUGAAAAGGAGGCUUCUGAAAAGCAUACAGGAAGUGUUCAGAAGCCAGUUUGCCCUGCCAAUAUGGUUAGUCUAAGUAGUUGUAUUCGGAAUCCAGCCUCAACAACCACUGUUACUGGUCCGUGUGUAAUUCCUGAUAUACUGAAGCAAGGUUCCAGUAUAGAGUGCCCAAAAGUUGAAGACCAUGCAGCAGAAACUGAAAGGUAUCUUGGGGUCAAUUCUCUAAGCAGUUCUUGCUCUAAGUUUCCCUCAACAGACUCAGAUUCUAGUAAACAUGCCCCAAAGAAGAAAGAGACCCCCAAUUGUGAUGAGGCAAAUGCAGAUAGUGACCACAAACCACAACAAAUUGAUGAUGGAAGAUCUUCUCAUGGAGAUAGUAAUAAGAAGCUGGAAUUGGAUAUUGAGUCAAAAUCAAUAGACAAUGUCCAAACUGUAUCAUGUAACCCAUCUGGUUCUCAGAAUAUCUUGGACAAAUAUUAUCGCCAGAAGGGACCUCGUAUUGCAAAAGUAGUUAGGAGAAUUAAUUGCAAUGUUGAGCCUCUGGACUUUGGGAAUGUUCGUGCAGGAAAGUUGUGGUGCGACAGUCGAGCUAUUUAUCCGAAAGGAUUUAGGAGUCGAGUCAGAUACAUAGAUGUUGUGGAUCCCACUAACAUGUGCUAUUAUGUCUCUGAAAUUCUGGAUGCUGGAAGGACUGGACCUCUAUUUAUGGUCUCUGUGGAACAUUGUCCUAGUGAAGUAUUUGUGCAUGUCUCGGCAGCGAGAUGCUGGGAAAUGGUGCGGGAAAGGGUAAAUCAGGAGAUUGCAAAGCAGCAUAAGUUAGGAACAGCAAACCUUCCUCCUUUGCAGCCUCCGGGGAGUCUGGAUGGCAUUGAAAUGUUUGGCUUUUCUUCUCCAGCAAUUGUCCAGGUAAUUCAGGCUAUGGACCAGAAUCGUGUCUGUUCAGAUUACUGGAAAUCACGGCCCCUAAUGCAGAUCCCUCAGCAAUCUCAUUAUGUGGAAAGUAAUAGCAACUCUUGUUUGAAGUCAGAGCCCUUGAACGAUGAAGAAACCAGGAAAAGCAAUCCUGGCGUCGACAAGAUACUGAGUGGCCUAUUUAAGAAGGCAAAUCCGGAGGAACUUCAGACCCUGUACAGUCUUUUAUAUAACAAGAAUUCCACGGAUGACCAAAGCUUACUGGCCCGGCUUCUUAGCGAGGAGAUAAACAGGCACCCAAAAAUAGAGUUCCCAGCGUAGGAUUUACUCUGGCUUUGCCUUUAAUCCUUGAUUUUGUAAAUGAUGAGCUCCUCCUUAGGUCACAUAUACGUCUGCUAUUCAUCUACUUCUCUCAGAAUUCUUUUUUACAUUGUAGCUGAAGGGCAGGAUUCGUCGGUCAGACGAAUAUUUUGAAUAAUUAGCCUUACAUUCAUUUCUGUAGCAAUAAUAAACGUUCCAUUCUUUCAAAUUCAGGUUAUGUUCAGUCUUC